Molecule: messenger RNA, 3564 nt
Organism: Diachasma alloeum
Lineage: Eukaryota; Metazoa; Arthropoda; Insecta; Hymenoptera; Braconidae
Product: excitatory amino acid transporter
Exons: 8
Coding region: 273-1922 (549 amino acids)
Biological process (GO): L-glutamate transmembrane transport
Cellular component (GO): plasma membrane
Molecular function (GO): glutamate:sodium symporter activity; neutral L-amino acid transmembrane transporter activity; L-glutamate transmembrane transporter activity
Source: RefSeq, a predicted model, not a curated record
UCGUGCGUGGGCCUCUCCCGUUAAUCUAAAUCCUCUUGAGUUUUUUCAGUUAAUUAAAAUUAUCCCUCUACUUCAUUAUCAUAAUAUCCUCAGGAAUUACCAUUCUUUAGUCGGGCAACGAGUUAUCCGUUGGACAAUUCAUUACAAUUGAGUGAAGAAGUGAUUCGAAAUGACGUCUGGAUCGUGAUUGUUGCGAAAUUAUUUUGAAAAUUUCAACCCCUCAUUAGUGAUGAUACAGAGUAUCGUUGGAUUUGUCUUCCUUCUCUGAAGAAAUGUCCGUGUCUUUCGGGCGGAGGAUCUCCGGCGCUGUUGCAGUUCUUCGAGGCCGACCGUUCGAAAUCAAACAGGAUGACUCGAUUAAUAUCGGUGCUCUCGGGAAAAUGCCAGUGGAUAACGAGACCAAUGUCGUGACUACUCAGCGAAAGGGAGCACUCGUAAAGAUUGAAGAAUGGAUGACGGAAAAUUUGCUACUAGUUCUGACGGUGGCUGGAGUUAUCACUGGAUUUGGUUUCGGAUUCCUGGGGCGUCUUUGGAAUUUCUCAGACGAAAGUAUCAUGUUAAUUAGUUUUCCUGGGGAAAUUCUCAUGCGGCUUUUGAAGAUGUUCAUUUUGCCACUGAUCAUCUCUUCGUUAAUCACCGGGAUGGCAAAAUUAGACGCCAAGAGUUCAGGACGAAUGGGCUGCCGAGCCCUAUGCUACUACUUAGCCACAACAGUUUUAGCUGCGAUCCUAGGAAUAGCUGUCGUCAUGACGAUUCACCCUGGUGAUCCCAGAAUUAAGAACAUCACUCCUGUGAUUUCACACCAGGACAACUCUUUGAAUCAACGUAUGUCAACAGUAGAUGCAAUGCUCGACAUCAUAAGAAACUUGAUGCCAGAAAAUUUGGUACAAGCUUGCCUGCAGCAAGUCCAGUCCUCCUACGUGAAGACGCCGGUGGUUACAUCCUUGGGAAAGGAAAAUAAGACGGAGUAUAUAAUGGAGCAUCAACUGAUUUACAGAGAUGGGACGAAUGUCAUGGGAAUGAUAAUGUUUUGUAUUACAUUUGGAUUACUGUUGGGCCAGAUGGGACAGAAAGGACAAGUCAUGGUCGAUUUCUUCGAGGCUCUUAAUGAAAUCGUCAUGAAAAUCGUCAGUCUCAUCAUUCUAUGGUAUUCACCGAUUGGAAUAAUGAGUUUAAUCGCCGGAAAAAUAAUGUCCAUAUCGAAUUUAGUCACAACCGCGAAGAUGUUGGGUCUCUACAUGGUGACAGUGACCGUAGGUCUCUUGAUUCACGGAAUGGUGACCCUUCCCUUGAUAUACUGGCUCGUUACCCGUCGGAACCCCCUAACUUACUUCCGAGGGAUGAUUCCAGCCUGGCUCGCAGCAGCCGCCACCGCCUCUAGCGCUGCAAUUAUGCCGAUUACGUUUCGAUGCCUUGAGGAGAACAAUAAAGUCGAUUCUCGAGUUACGAGAUUUGCUGUCGCUGUCGGUGCGACAGUUAACAUGGAUGGAACAGCUCUUUAUGAGGCUGUUGCUUCCAUUUUCAUCGCUCAGAUGAAUGGCAUUCAUCUGGGAAUGGGGGAUGUCAUUACUGUCAGUGUUACUGCCACUUUGGCAAGCAUUGGAGCAGCAAGUAUCCCAAGUGCAGCAUUAGUGACGAUGCUGUUAGUAUUAACUGCCCUUGGUCUUCCCACGAAUGAUAUUUCAUUACUGUUCGCUGUUGAUUGGUUAUUGGAUCGUUUAAGGACGUCUAUCAAUGUCCUUGGAGAUGGAUUCGGAGCAGGUAUAGUCUACCACCUCAGUAAACACGAGCUCGAAAAAAUGGACGAAGAUCGAAAAUUAGAAUGCCUAGAAUCUGUCAUCUACGUCGAAGAUAAUUUACCGCAGAGUAAUAAUGAGAAUGAAGAUACGUGUGAUGUUAAAACGUCGGAGAGCAGCGUUUAACUACCCUAGAGUACUUCUUCCUCACGUUUCAUUAUAUAUUUUUCAUGCAUUUCAAGAAUAAAUGUCAGAAACUGCCAGACGAUAAUACUAUCAGUAAAAGUAGAGGAUUUUUUUCGGCACCGACCCUUAGAUAUGUUCGAAAUAAUUUUUUUUUAAUUUCGCGAAAACUCAGCUCUCUGACUCAAUUCUACAGCCCCCCCCCCUCCGAGUCUUCUUUUUUCCAAAUUAAAUAAUACCUAUUUAUGCUAAAAUUAUGAUUCUAUUUUUUUUCUCUCACUAAUAUAUCUUUGAAAAUUAUGUAAAAACGAAAAAGUCUUGUGGCAAUACGGUACUGUUUCGGACUUUUUUUUUCCUUUAUCAGUGUAGUAAUUGUUAUAUGGACAUUGAUGUUUCUAUUAUUCACUGCACUAAGAUACCGGAUAUACGUGAAUAAAAAAAGUUCGCAAUAAAAAAAAAUAUUACAUUUCCUUGAGAUAUUUCAUUUUUAUUAAAUUUUUCGAAAUAUGUCAGUAAGAAAAAAAAUACAAUGCUUCCAUUCGGAAGCAAUUAUCAUUUCAGGAAAAACCUGUGUUAUUCACAUGGGAAAAAUGAAAACUCUUGGGGGCGCUUUUUUGGCUUUUUCUAGAUUUUUUUCUACAGUUUAAUCUUCUCUCUAAUCUCGGAAAAUUUAUUUUCUCAUAAGACUGUUAUUUUGUUACUUCUAAAUUAGUUAUCAUCAAUAAUACUAGACUGCCAAUUGAAUGCGAACUCAACCAGAAUGUUUUUAUUCAUAUCAACUUCCGUUUAGAAUUUCUUUCAGAUAUUCAUCUUCAAAAUUUUAGUUGUGUUUACACUGACAUGAACAAAGGUUUUUGAGAAUUACGUCUUUACUUAUAUCAAGAAACUUCUGACUUGAAAAUUUUCAAGAAUAAAAUAUCUCGCACUGAGAAAAUAAGAACUUUCGUCAUUUAAUUUUGUACUUGUCCUAAAGAAGAGGGCAAUUUCUUCAUGACAAGAAUGCGAUUCCUCAAACCAAGCAAAAUUGAAUUAAUUCAUUUAAUAGUUUUUUGGCCUCAAUUCUAAAAUACUUUAAUGCAAAAACCACUUUAAUUGAUUUGAGAAUUCGUUUUCUUGCUAUGAAGAAAUUGCCCUCAUCUUUCGGACAAGUAUAAAAUUUCUUGGCGUAAGAUGUUUUUUUCUUUAUGUGAGAUAUGGUGCGCUUGGUAAUUUUCAAGCCACGAAUUUCUUGAUACAAGUAAAGAAGUACUUCUUAAAAAACUCUUGUUUUCUCAGCGUAUAGUACUUUAAAAUCAAGUUACAGCGUUGGGUCUGCGCGGAUUUUUGUUAUACACGUCGAACAUAUCCAAGGGGCAGCGAUUAACAAAAAAAUCCCUAACUGGCACCCUAAUUAGUAAAUAUACCUAAAAGGAUUGAUUAACAGGAGCAUUUCGAGUACAAACCAGUAAAAUAAAAAUGUACAGUUUCAUUGAAUCAAUAUACUCAACUUAAUUAUUUGACGAAUUAUAAAUAGAUUUGAUUUAUUGAAUCUUCAUUCACACUUAAUUGAAUAUCAAUUAUUGGAACUAAGAAUGUGAAGAGAAUAAUAAAGAUGACUCACAAGUGAUAGUGAUUGGUGGAAAAUAAACGAUUGGGUAUCAACAAG